Molecule: messenger RNA, 615 nt
Organism: Peronospora matthiolae
Lineage: Eukaryota; Oomycota; Peronosporomycetes; Peronosporales; Peronosporaceae
Source: the annotation of a GenBank genome assembly
AUGAAGCACGGCGUCUGGUCCGAAGACGAGCACGACCGGUUCCUGUUUGCGAUCAAGAACAAUCCUCAUGGUCCAUGGGGCUGCAUCGCCGCAGCUGUCCGCACUCGCUCCAUCCGACAAGUGCAGACCCAUACACAGAAAUACUAUGAGAAGAUAAUGCGGCGAGUGCGUGGACUACGCAAAGACCGCAAUACUUGGGCACGUGUGGAGCACCGCAUUGACCACGACAUCCUGACUUUCUGCGACUUCAUGAAGAAUAUGGGCAGCAGCAAAGCCAUGGUGGGCGACGCCUAUACUCUCAUCAUUGACAAUCACUUGACUGUAUCACCUCCGUCCAGCAACAGCUCCAGCCUCUGCAACAAUCCCAAGCAAUUCCAUCUUAACGUUGACGUAAGCAGCUUCAUACCGGAGAAGGAACCCGAAGCUGUCGGCAGUCCCAGCAAUGCACCACAGCUGGACUUACCACCACUGGACGAGGCACUCGACUUUCUGAUUCAUGUCAUGGAACAGCGACUCCAACACCCAAGCGUAGCCAGUCUCGUAUGGAGCUCAAACUACACCAGAGAGCAGCUACCCACCGUGCUAGUCAACACCACGCAUUUCCAAGACUUGUAA